Molecule: messenger RNA, 854 nt
Organism: Fukomys damarensis (Damara mole-rat)
Lineage: Eukaryota; Metazoa; Chordata; Mammalia; Rodentia; Bathyergidae
Product: inverted formin-2-like
Exons: 5
Coding region: 60-854 (264 amino acids)
Biological process (GO): actin cytoskeleton organization
Molecular function (GO): small GTPase binding; actin binding
Source: RefSeq, a predicted model, not a curated record
CUCCUCAUGGUGGAACAGCUGCUGCCCCUCCCUGUGGGGCCUUGGGGACCUGAAGCAGCAUGAAGUCCACAGCGAUAAGAGGCCCUCUGCAGGGUCUGGAAUGGGUGGGCAGAGGCGGCCGCAAGAUCUUGCGCAUCUGGUUUGACAAGAUGUCGGUGAAGGAGGGCGCACAGCGCAAAUGGGCGGCGCUGAAGGAGAAGCUGGGGCCGCAGGACUCAGACCCCACGGAGGCCAACCUGGAGAGUGCUGAGCCCGAGCUGUGCGUCCGGCUGCUGCAGAUGCCCUCUGUGGUCAACUACUCGGGCCUGCGCAAGCGGCUGGAGAGUAGUGACGGCAGCUGGAUGGUGCAGUUCCUGGAGCAGAGCGGCCUGGACUUGCUGCUCGAGGCCCUGGCAAGGCUGUCGGGCCGCGGAGUGUCACGCAUUGCCGACGCCCUGCUGCAGCUCACCUGUGUCAGCUGCGUGCGUGCCGUCCUGAACUCGCAGCCAGGCAUCGGGUACAUCCUCAGCAACCAGGGCUACGUGCGCCAGCUCUCCCUGGCCCUGGACACAUCUAAUGUAAUGGUCAAGAAGCAGGUGUUUGAGCUGCUGGCCGCCCUGUGCAUCUACUCGCCCGAGGGCCAUGCGCUGACGCUGGAUGCCCUGGACCACUACAAGACGGUGUGCAGCCAGCAGUACCGCUUCAGCAUCAUCAUGAACGAGCUGUCAGACAGCGACAACGUACCCUACGUCGUCACCCUGCUUAGUGCAAUCAAUGCCAUCAUCCUGGCCCCGGAAGACCUCCGCACCCGCACCCAGCUGCGGAGCGAGUUCAUCGGGCUGCAGCUGCUGGACAUUCUGACCCGGCUGAGGUGA